Messenger RNA from Emiliania huxleyi CCMP1516, 266 nucleotides. RefSeq lists its product as hypothetical. The transcript has a single exon. The record is from RefSeq and is a predicted model, not a curated record. The annotation marks the transcript as partial. Lineage: Eukaryota; Haptophyta; Isochrysidales; Noelaerhabdaceae.
GCGGCACGUCGCGAGAGGAGGCUCCAGGCGCUCCUCCCGUCGCCGCUCCCGAGGAGCGAGUCACCCCUCCGGCGGCGCUUCCACACGCCCUCGAGAGCGCGGCGGGAGAGCUUGCUCCCGCGCCGGCCUUCGACGAGUCGCCGCCGUCGGUCGACCCGGCUGCGGGAUGGGGGAUUGCGCCUUCCGAUGGCGCGGUGCUUGCUCCGGUGGCGGCGCCAGCGGGUGGCGGGGGCGAGGAUCUGGUGGACAAGUGGGCGGCAAAGUGA